AUAAUUUCGUUAAGAAAACAUUAUCCUAUUUUCGAUGAUAAAACAAAAGAGACCAUUAAUUAAAGCUCCAACGCAGUGAUUCUCACGCGCCGGGCGUUUCACUUCCCCUACAAACAUGUGUUUACUCCCAAGUCUGAACUAACAUAAAUGAAAAUCUCAACCGUACAUAUUCCGUCACUUUUAUUACUCACUCCCUUAAACAUUUCACCACUCCUUCCUCUCUCUCCUUCUCUCUCUCUCUCUGCAACUCCAAAUGCCUCCCCAUACCCAAACCCACUCCCUCAAACAACUCCCACCUCACCACCACCAACCCUGACUGACCUCCCUCCCAGAUGGGCAAAGCUUCUAGAUGGUUUCGCAGCGUUAUCGGCCUCAAAAAGUCCGAUAAGACCCACAACAACAACAACAACUCCUCAUCACCUUGUCCCAAACCGCCAUCCACCAAGCGCAGAUGGAGCUUUGUCAAGUCCUACAGAGAAAAACACCACCCACACAAUCACAACCACCAAACCGACCCCGCUGACGAGUCCUCCUCCGCUAACGACGUCGCUGAUCCGAACAAGCAUGCCAUCGCCGUGGCGGCCGCGACAGCUGCUGUGGCCGAGGCCGCUGUUGCCGCCGCCCAAGCUGCCGCGGCCGUCGUCCGCCUCACCAGCAGCGGACGGUGUCCCAACAACAACAACAACCCCGCGGCGUACGUUAGCGGAGGCGGAGGAGGAAGCGUUGGGAUUCGCGAGGAGUGGGCAGCUGUGAAAAUCCAAGCGGCGUUCCGUGGCUGUUUGGCGAGGAGAGCAUUGCGUGCAUUAAAAGGACUGGUGAGGCUUCAAGCACUGGUUAGAGGUCAUAUUGAGAGGAAGAAGUGGGCUAAGCGGUACCAGCGGUUUCAAGCAAUAUUGCGAGCGCAGGCCAGAGCUCGAGCAGGGCGAACCCAGAUCUCAGAGCUCUCACAUUCACAUUCAAGUUCCCAAUCUUCUCAGAUUCACCAACCUGGUCCUGCAACCCCUGAAAAAUUUGAACAUGGCCUUCGAUCCAGGAGUACAAAACAUGAACAUUCAUCAAUACUCCGGAGAAAUAGCUCAAGAUCAAAUGGUAGGAUUAUUGGUGAUCAUGACAGAGCUCACUCGGAACGAUCAUGGGAGCAACCAGGGUCUGCAGUGAAGAAUGGCACUCCUGAGGAUGAGAAGAACGACAAGGUCCUCGAAAUCGAUACUGGGAAACCCCAUAUUGCAGCUAAACGUAGAAAUCUCUUCCACUCUACUCAUCUUGCUGUCGCUUCAGACCAAUACAGCCAUAGCUUUACUACAUCAAAGGACUCAACAACUCAUCAGACACUUCCAAGUCCGUCUUCUUGUGAAGUCCAAUCGUUAACCCCAUUGAAAUUCUCUAGAGAGCUGGAGGAAGACGCAUUCUGCACAGCUAACAAUAGCCCACAGUUUUAUUCUGCUACUUCUUCAAGGGGUGGUAAUUCAAAGAAAAGUCCUUUCACUCCCACAAAGAGCGAUGGCUCGAAAAGUUACCUGAGUGGGUACUCAGAUUACCCGAACUACAUGGCAUGCACUCAAUCUUCAAAGGCUAAGCUGAGGUCACUUAGUGCUCCGAAGCAGAGGCCUCAGUAUGAGAGGUCUAGUUCAGCAAAGAGGUACUCUGUAGGCUUUGGUGAAUCAAGAUCAAAUGCACAAAGGAGUUCAGCCUUGCAUUCAAACUUCACAAAUAAAGCCUACCCAGGAUCUGGUCGCUUGGACAAGCUUGGCAUGCCUGUAGGUUACAGAUACUAAUAUGUUGCGCUUGGAGAGGUACUCAAAGUAUCGGGCGUGCCUCCAUUGUAGUUUUGAUUCUAAUCUGGCUAACUGAUGUAUUUAAGUACUUUAUUCUAAGAGGAUUCUAUUAGCGACAGCA
Messenger RNA from Rosa rugosa (rugosa rose), 1896 nucleotides. RefSeq names its product protein IQ-DOMAIN 22. Bases 333 to 1775 code for a protein of 480 amino acids. The transcript is spliced from 4 exons. Gene Ontology annotation, molecular function: protein binding. NCBI's taxonomy places the organism in Eukaryota, Viridiplantae, Streptophyta, Magnoliopsida, Rosales, Rosaceae. The record is from RefSeq and is a predicted model, not a curated record.